Molecule: messenger RNA, 1466 nt
Organism: Toxorhynchites rutilus septentrionalis
Lineage: Eukaryota; Metazoa; Arthropoda; Insecta; Diptera; Culicidae
Product: BTB/POZ domain-containing protein 6-B-like
Exons: 2
Coding region: 202-1335 (377 amino acids)
Biological process (GO): neurogenesis
Cellular component (GO): cytosol
Molecular function (GO): protein binding
Source: RefSeq, a predicted model, not a curated record
UAGCUUUUCUGGAAUUAUCUCUGGAAUCACUGCCGGCGUAUCAUUCCCAUUCCGUAGUCGAAGAGAUUUGUUUACCACAGCUGCCACAGAAUAUUCGCAAAAUAUAUUCGUUGAUUGCAUCGGAAAAAAAUCGAAUUGUGAUACAUUUGGUCGCUUAAAUUAGUCCUAGUAAAAUCGAUGUGGUAAAUCCGAUCCACGCAAAUGGCAAACCAAGGUCAAGGAGAUCCGGUGCUGGGGUACAACGGCUCGGCCACCGAUCGCAAAGAGGGCCUCGUGAACAAUGAGUUUAUGUCCGAUGUGGUUUUUCUGGUGGGCGAGAAGGGACAGCGAAUCCAUGCACACAAGCUGUUUCUGAUUGCCGCAUCCGAAUACUUUUAUGUGAUGUUCAAUGGGAACUUUCGGGAGUCUGUUGCGAACGAGAUUGUGCUGGAGGAUAUAGAGCCAGCGAUCUUUCUGGAGAUCAUGCGGUUCGUGUACUGCGGGAAGAUUGUAUUAACUUUUGAAAACAUCCACGAGAUUUACAUUCACUCUCGGAAGUACAUGCUGAUGGAGUUGUUAAAUAUGGCUUCAGAUUUUCUGGAGAAAAAUAUCGAGCCAGAUAAUGCGCUGAAGAUAUUCACCCAGAAUCGGUUCUAUGGGUUUCAGUUCGUGGAUGAGAAAUGUUUGAGGAUGAUAAGUAACAAUCCAUUGUAUUUCUUCAAUCACGAGGACUUUGCGACGAUCGACCGGGAAUCGUUGAGUUUGAUAUUGGGUUCGAAAAAGAUUAAUUGCACUGAUGAUCAAUUGUUGGGAGCGAUGGAUAUCUGGGAGAAGACACAUGAAAAGGAAAGUGUGGACGAACUGAGAGCUGUGAUUAAGAACGCUAAGCGUUCGUACGAUUGUUAUAAGUUGCGUAUGUUUGGGCCGUCUUCUUCUUCCGAGCCAAGCGAUUUUGGAUUCUCAAUUACAUCGGAAACCACGGUGAACAUGUAUGGAAUCGGAGUGUACAUCAAAUCAUGCGCGGCGGUCAUAUCAGUGGAGCUGAAGAUUUGGGAAAACGACAUCGAGAUUGGUUGCGAUUUGUUCGAGUAUGAGAACGAAAACUUUUUGACCGUGGAUGUGGCCAAUCUGUUCUUUGAACAGAUUGUGUUGAAGCCCCACCAUAGAUACAGGAUUUCGCUUAAUAUAACGCCGGCAGUGGAACCGUUUACCAUUCAAAAUCCGAAGAUGCAUCACGAUCGUAUCAAAAUGUCCAUUGCGAAUGUGGUCUACGGACGCUGUGAUAGCAUGUUCUGUGCGAUAGCUCAUCUACACUGCAAGGAAAGACAGCACAAGGCGAUCAAGCAGAAUACUUGAGAGGGAAGUGAGGUGGCCGCUUCGAGUUAGAAAACAAAUCGUAGUAGUAACUCGUUAAAAUUCAGAGCAUUUAGGUGUACUUAGGCAUUUCCGAGAAAAUAUAAUAAAGUUUCGUGUGGCGAAGAAUGAAA